Molecule: messenger RNA, 939 nt
Organism: Peniophora sp. CBMAI 1063
Lineage: Eukaryota; Fungi; Basidiomycota; Agaricomycetes; Russulales; Peniophoraceae
Source: the annotation of a GenBank genome assembly
AUGGAGUCUUCCCCGCCUCGCCGUAGUCGUGCACGUACAAGCGCCAUCGCCGUCCGGUCGGAAGGCUACCCGGACUCGCCGCCUACUCGCCAUCCCCGCCCAUCGCGUGUACCGGGUUCGAAUCGCGAACGCUCUGUCCCGCCACCGCCCAAGUCAAGGGGUACACCGAAGACCCCGCCCGCUCGGGUUAGGCAAUCGACCUAUGCUGCCCCCUCCGCGAAGUUACAAGUCCUCGUUGACCCGCCUCCUACCAACGAUACCCUCACCGCCGAUCCACCCCAGUUACCCAAGACGCCGACGACGACGCCGAAGAAGGUCAAACGACGCGCAACGGCACAGGGAUCGAUCGGCGCUCGCAAGAGCUUACCUGCUCCCGACGCCUUGACAUCUCCCAAGCUUAGCGGUAUCGCCCGGCCCGUUAGCGACGCCUCGGCCGCGACCAAGUCCAUCGCUCGCCCAGUCCGCACCGCGCGCGCGAGCUUGCCUCUCAUCCAAGUGCAUGGCCAAGCCGAAUCCGGAAGAGAAGGCGUCGUCUCGCCACCACCCCGUCUUCCACCUGUGACGCGGUUGCCGCCAAUACCCACAUCGCCGCCUAUCCCGCUCUCACCGCCUUUCGGAGCUUCGCUCGACUUCCUGAGGUUCAAUUCGGGAAGAGAGUCUGUUACGGCGAUUGCGUCGACGCUGCAGAUACCGAUCUCUCCUCCGCUGCCGGCGCCCAUUAGCAUCGAUCUUCAAGAUCCUGCGUCCGUAGUGGCCGAAGAGGCGGAGGAGCCGGCGGGGGAAGGCCCGACGAUGACGUCGGACGAAGUCUUGUCGAAGAUAGACGCGCAGAUCGCGUUUGGAAAUGAGGCGAUGGAGAAGAUCAAUGAGCGAAUUGCGCGGAUAUAUGAGAUGAAGGUUGACUGGAGGAGGCAGGUUCGGAUGAGCAGGACUCUGUGA